Amphiprion ocellaris (clown anemonefish) is the source of this 667-nucleotide messenger RNA. RefSeq names its product thymosin beta 4 X-linked (gene tmsb4x). Gene Ontology annotation, cellular component: cytoplasm. NCBI's taxonomy places the organism in Eukaryota, Metazoa, Chordata, Actinopteri, Pomacentridae. Bases 170 to 301 code for a protein of 43 amino acids. Gene Ontology annotation, biological process: actin filament organization; regulation of cell migration. Gene Ontology annotation, molecular function: actin monomer binding. The record is from RefSeq and is a predicted model, not a curated record. The transcript has 3 exons.
AAGCAAAAACAAGUUGGUGUAAAAGCAGAGUGGGCGUGACUUGUGCGGGUUAUUUGCAUACUGCGCAGUAUUUAUUGGGUGAUUGAGGCGCUACACAUCACUCUGCUCCUGCGACAACGAGGCGUGCUUUCUGUUGGUUCUCUACCUAAAACCCUGAGCCUCUGCAAACAUGUCUGACAAACCUGAUGUUGGUGAAGUCGAACGCUUUGACAAAUCCAAGCUGAAGAAGACGGAGACUCAAGAGAAGAACACAUUGCCAACCAAAGAAACCAUCGAACAGGAAAAGGCAGAGUCAUCAUGAAGACCAGUCCUCCCCUGCAGUGUACAUUCCACAAGCUUCUGCCCUGUUUUUCCCAAAACUUCACCAACAUGCAUUUCUGACUAAUUGACUUAACAAUGGCUGUACACCUCCCACACCACUUGUUCGCCCAAAAGGCAGUCUGUACAGUAUGGAAGUGUGGGUUUUCUGGUCAUCUGUUGCUGCAUCUGCAUCUCCAGAGUGGCAUCAAGGAGCAGGUGUGCUGUGAAACAUCUGAUGGACCUACACUUGGUUAUUUGUAGCCCUACUCUGGCCACUUGUGAAUGCUUUCAAGUCAAACUGUUUUGUAUAAAAUCUGGAAUGCACAAGUUUGUUAAAUAUGGAAAAUGAAAUAAAAAGUAAACUAAA